This is a messenger RNA of Vigna angularis (adzuki bean), 831 nucleotides long. RefSeq lists its product as uncharacterized. The record is from RefSeq and is a predicted model, not a curated record. NCBI's taxonomy places the organism in Eukaryota, Viridiplantae, Streptophyta, Magnoliopsida, Fabales, Fabaceae. The coding region runs from base 112 to 501 and encodes 129 amino acids. The transcript is spliced from 2 exons.
CAAAACAUAAAGGGACCCUCUGUCGCAAACAUUAUCCCAAUCCGAAGCACCAGAGAGACGGAACAGAGUGAAACAAGAGUAAGCAAUUAACUGAACAAGUCAAGCUUCUCCAUGAGGUGCCUCCAGCUCCAAUCUUCACUGCUUCUUCCCUUUCACGCAAAACUCAAACACCAGUUAUAUAAUGUAAGCCACACCUCCAAACUAUUUUGCCUUUCUACCCACCAACCUCCAUGUUUUCUGCACUUAUCUUCAUCAACUCCAUUAAGUACCAAGGCGCUCCCACAUUUAAUGGUGGUUGCCCCAGCAGAAUCCGGUGACCUAUCAUCCUUGCUCCCGAUAAGUGGCGUGCUUCUAUCAAUGUACUUCGUCGCGAAUUUUGUCGUCCCGGGUUUCCUUGCCAACUCUUUCUCAAAGGAUGAAUCAAACGAAAAUCAGAAGGUUGAUGAGGAAGAUGAAGAUGAAGAAGAAGAAGAAGAAGAAGAUGAGGAAGAAGAUGAAUAAACAGGGGUAUAGUGGUUAGUGGGCAAGGGGAGGUCAAGGAGGAAGUAACAGGAUUACUUUAAAAGUGAGAACUAACCUCAGAAUGCUUUGAACCACUAGUGCAUGAUUGUAUCAUAUCAAUGGACUACUGCAUGAUUGUAUCAUAGUGUAUUUUGGUGUAGUUUUUGUUCACAUAUGGAUGAUAAAAACAUCUCAAAAGUCAUUUGUUCUCCAUUAACAAACAUGGUAUUAUUAUUAAUUAGCUAUUCUAGAAUUGGCUGAGAUUUAAUAAUAUAAGUUCCUAAUGCUAAAGAAGUUUACCCUCAAUGAUUAUGUUUCUUUUAGUACCGA